AUGGCCUUUACAGCGAACAUUCUUCGAGUACCAUUUUCCAAGCAGGAAGAUAAGAAACUUGCAGACCUUGUUAGCUUAUUAGGUGAAAAUAAUUGGAAUGAGAUUGCAGAAAGUUUACCUGGUCGAAAUCCCAGACAAUGCAGAGACAGAUGGAUGAAGCAUCUUUCUCCUAAUAUCAAUUUAUCUCCAUUCACAGAGGAGGAAGAUGCAAAAUUGCUCAAAUUAAGGGAAAGAUUUGGACCAAAAUGGACUGUCCUUGUAAAAUAUUUUGAUCACAGAACAGAUAACAGUCUUAAAUCACGUUAUAAAAAGCUUUUACGCCAAAAGAAGAAGCAAGAAGAGGCAAAAUCAGAAGCAGAUUUAGAGCAAAAGAAAGAAAUUAGUGCAAUAAAGGAAAAUUCAGAAAAAGUAGAUGACAUGAUAAUGGAAGUUUUCGGCGAUUGUGAGAAAAUACUGGAUGGCGGUGAAUUUUUUAACUUUAUAUAA
Molecule: messenger RNA, 486 nt
Organism: Trichomonas vaginalis G3
Lineage: Eukaryota; Parabasalia; Trichomonadida; Trichomonadidae
Product: RNA polymerase II transcription regulator recruiting protein
Exons: 1
Coding region: 1-486 (161 amino acids)
Source: RefSeq, a predicted model, not a curated record